AUGAGUACUGAAUCUGCUCUUGCACAUGCUGUGGCUACAGCUCGUAUUGAAAGCCGUCGCACUAUAUCACCAUAUGACCUAAGCUCUGGAGAUAAUCCCGGUACUUUGAUUUCUAAACCUUUACUGCGUGGACCUAACUACGACGAAUGGUCUACAAAUUUGUGUCUAGCUUUGAAAGCUAGAAAGAAGUUUGGCUUCGCCGAUGGCUCUAUUCCUCAACCAGAAGAUACUCAUUCAGAUUAUGAAGACUGGAUUGCAAACAACGCUCUCGGGGUUUCGUGGAUGAAGCUAACAAUCGAUGACUCUAUCUCCACCUCAACGUCUCAUCUUGCUGAUUCUCAUGAGCUUUGGACACAUCUUCAGAAACGAUUUGGUACUAAAAAUGGCCAACGUAUUCAACGUCUCAAAACGGAAUUAGCAACUUGUCGUCAAAAAGGUUUAGCCAUUGAAACAUACUAUGGCAAACUUUCUCAGUUGUGGAGAAGCUUAGCUGAUUACCAACAAGCUAAGACUAUGGAGGAAGUUCGUAAGGAACGAGAAGAAGACAAACUACACCAAUUUCUCAUGGGCUUGGAUGAGUCUGUUUACGGUUCUGUCAAGUCAGCUCUUCUCUCACGAGUUCCUCUUCCCACGCUUGAGGAAGCCUACAACACUCUAACUCAAGACGAAGAAUCAAAAUCUCUAAGCCGUAUGAAUGAAGAACGACACGAUGGUGUUAGUUUUGCAGUUCAAACUUCUGCUCCAGCUCGAAACUUCACCACUACCACGAGUUCCACUGAUACUCGCGUGUGCUCCCACUGUGGCCGUAACGGUCAUCUCGCUGAAAAUUGCUUUAAACUUAUUGGUUAUCCACCAUGGCUCGAAGAGAAGCUCCGCGCUAAAAACACUACAUCGUCUUCGCGUGGUUCUUCUUCCUCUAAUGGCACCGGACGUGGCUCGUUUUCAUCCUCCGUGACUAAACCCAAACCGAAUAUGGGUCGUGGUUCUGCAAUUAAUCAUGUUGCUGCAGGUUUUCAGACCACUUUGGCUCCACAUUCUCAGUCCAAUUCUACUUUGACAGAAGAUGAUCGUGUUGGGCUCAGCGGUCUCGAUGAUGUUCAAUGGAAAAUGUUGGUUCAAAUACUUGAAGAACGCAAGCUUGCAUCUCGUGAUCAACAUCCUGGACCGCAUCACUCUGACGCUGAUUGGCGCUAGUAUGCAGCAGCAAGGUCUGUAUUUUUUUCGUGGAGUUGAAACAGUAGCAGCGAUGACAACUUCAGGACUCACUACUUCUCAAUUGUGGCAUCGUCGUCUCGGCCAUCCUUCUUCUAAAGCUUUAAAGUUGUUAUCGUUAUCUGGUUUUACUAGUAAUGAUUUAGAUUCAAAGACUUGUGAUAUUUGUAUUCAAGCAAAACACACACGGGAUUCCUUCCC
Molecule: messenger RNA, 1413 nt
Organism: Capsella rubella
Lineage: Eukaryota; Viridiplantae; Streptophyta; Magnoliopsida; Brassicales; Brassicaceae
Exons: 2
Coding region: 1-1194 (397 amino acids)
Molecular function (GO): zinc ion binding; nucleic acid binding
Source: RefSeq, a predicted model, not a curated record